This is a messenger RNA of Leptinotarsa decemlineata (Colorado potato beetle), 833 nucleotides long. Its product is annotated as biogenesis of lysosome-related organelles complex 1 subunit 6-like. The record is from RefSeq and is a predicted model, not a curated record. Gene Ontology annotation, cellular component: BLOC-1 complex; transport vesicle. NCBI's taxonomy places the organism in Eukaryota, Metazoa, Arthropoda, Insecta, Coleoptera, Chrysomelidae. Gene Ontology annotation, biological process: intracellular transport.
GAUUAUAUGCCAGAAAACACCUCUACUGUGGUGCAACCUUUUUGCUAUUUUGUGUAGGACAUGUGUCAAAGUGGACAUGUGUGUCUACGACUGAAAAAUGUAAACAAAAAUAUAACUAUUUUCCAACUUUUCAUUAAAUCAAUCCUCUUUCAAACUUCAGCUACUCUGCCUUUUGUUUUGAAGGUAAUAUAUUAUGUCUGAUAUUGUUACCCAAGGAGAAAACUGCUAUAGACCAGCAGUGGAAAACCUUUCAGCAGGUUUAGUCAGUCUCUAUCAGUCACCAUUGCAGAAUAUUAAUAAACAAUUGAAAGAACUAAGCUCCAAACAAAAUAUUCUAAUUUCUCAUAUUCAUGAUGAGAACUUGAGCCUUGCAGAAGCGCAAUAUUCUUCAGGGCUGCAGGAUAUGUUCAAGAAAAUGACGGAAUAUCAGGGCAAAUUGGUGAAUAUAAAAAAGGAUAUGAGGCAGCUUCGUGACAAAAGUAUCAAGUUGAAGAAGAGAGCGGAAAAACUGCAGCAAAUCAAGGAAAAAGAAAAUCAGAUGAAAGAGCAAGCACAGUUGGAUAUCCAAAGAGAAGAGGAAUUAAUCGGGCCAGGACCAAGCACCAGCUGAAACCAUGAGAUCAGUUGCUUUAACCAGUUCGAAAAAAUUAAGAGUGACUUUUUUGCCUCUUCAAUUUGUAAAGAGAGGUUCAUAUGUUAAAGAAUGAAUUUAAAUUUGUGAUAUAGGAAUUCCGAAACGAUGUAUUCUAUUGAUGUGCAGGAAUCCUACAUUUUGUUACAUAAAAUCAAUUCGAAUAUUUUAUACAAUAUAUUCUAUAUAUCAUAUAUACUGA